CAUCUACAUUUUGACAAUUCUGCAUACGCUAACCUUCGCUUGCUUGUCACUUUUAUUAAUUUUUAAUUUAAGGAAAUUGUAUUAAAACAAACUUUUGUUUUGUACUCGAAAAUAGCAUAAAAAUGUCCGAAAAUAAUGAUAACUCCAAUGAUUCGAACAGUCGGACUGAUUCCAUCCUGCAAGCAUCGAGACUUAAUAAUCCCAUUCGCGCUGGUGUGUUGCGUCCAUCUGUUCUAGGGUCAUCGUUGAAUUCAUCAAAUAAUUCAGAUGGAAAAGCUAAAGAUGGUGAAAAUGAUAGCGAGUCAUUGAAUCCAUUUUUAAGAGAGUCCAAAGAUGAUGAUGAUGAUGGACAGGAAGCCGGUGCUUCGUCUGAAAAUAAUAAACGAGAUGAGAGUGAUGAUGAUGAAAAAGAUGAUCGACCAGAUCCAUUAAAUUUGUUAGCCAAAAAUGGCUUCGAGCGCGCAAGCUUGUUUGCUGCUGCAAAAAGCUCAAUGCCUAGGGUCGAACGAUCGGGAUUUGUAUUCGGACAAAAUGUACAUGAGCGUGUCACCGGGGAAAAUAUCCAUGCUGAAUCGUCAACCAGCAAAUCAGACAAUUCCACCGCAUCAGCAGAUUCCCCACUUCUUUUUUCAAGCGUUAUACAAGCAGCUGCAAAGCCAGAGAAUGAAGGUGCCGCCAAGGAGAGUACAGAUGCAAAAAGUUUAACAGAAGUGGCACGCGAGUAUGAAGAAAGCAGGGCGCAAAAGCGAAAGUUUGAAGAAGUUGAAACUUUCACUGGCGAAGAAGACGAAGCUAAUAUUGUAGAUAUAAGUUGCAAGCUGUUUGCAUUCGUUAAUAGCAACUGGGAAGAAAGAGGACGCGGUAGUCUUAGAUUAAAUGACUCAAAAGUUCAAGAAUGCUCAAGAGUUGUGUUCCGUACAUCAGGCAAUUUGCGCUUGUUAGUUAAUACCAAGGUGUGGGCUGGUAUGGUUGCCGAACGCCCAAGUCAAAAAUCUAUGCGACUAACAGCCAUGGACAACAACGGACAAAUCAAAGUAUUUCUGGUAAUGGCUCGUCCAGCCGAAAUAAGUAAUCUUCACAAGUUGUUAGUGAAACGAAUUGAAAAGAUCAAAUUGUUGCAUCCGAUUGCAACAGUCGAUUGUGAUGACAGCAAUGAUGGCAAGAACGGAUCUGCCGAUAAAUGUGAAGUAGCAGCUGCUGCUGCAGUCCCAGCCCCAUCCGAGAGUGCUCAUGCCGACGCUGAUGGUGAAUCUGAGCCAAGUCCCAAAAAGCCCUUAGUUGCAACAGCUGCUGCAGCUGCAGAGUCUGAUUAAUCUACUCUCGCAUGUCUACCCUCGCAAUGUAAUGAUACAAAACAAAAUAUAGAAAGAAAAAUAUAUAUCUAAAUCGUUUGAUUUGUAAUUCACCAUUUUAAAAAAGAAAAAUAUUAUACAUAUUUAAACAAAAUCAUUAAAUCGAAAUUGAAAAGGGAAUUUUAGGUUAUGUUGAAAAUGUUUGUGAGACAUAAUAUAAGUGAAACAAAAAAAUGAAGAAAAUAAUGUGGAAAGUAUUUUCCAAAUAAAAAAAACCUUCCUAAAUAUUAAAAAACAAAACCUGAUGAAAAAAAUAA
Episyrphus balteatus (marmalade hoverfly) is the source of this 1609-nucleotide messenger RNA. It is a transcript of the gene RanBP3, whose product is annotated as ran-binding protein 3. The transcript is spliced from 6 exons. Gene Ontology annotation, biological process: protein export from nucleus. Bases 123 to 1313 code for a protein of 396 amino acids. The record is from RefSeq and is a predicted model, not a curated record. Lineage: Eukaryota; Metazoa; Arthropoda; Insecta; Diptera; Syrphidae. Gene Ontology annotation, molecular function: GTPase activator activity. Gene Ontology annotation, cellular component: cytoplasm; nuclear pore.